Dromiciops gliroides (monito del monte) is the source of this 2558-nucleotide messenger RNA. It is a transcript of the gene NAGPA, whose product is annotated as N-acetylglucosamine-1-phosphodiester alpha-N-acetylglucosaminidase. Bases 20 to 1795 code for a protein of 591 amino acids. The record is from RefSeq and is a predicted model, not a curated record. Lineage: Eukaryota; Metazoa; Chordata; Mammalia; Microbiotheria; Microbiotheriidae. The transcript is spliced from 11 exons.
AAUACCAGGCAGGGAGGUGAUGUCACGUGGACUCUCAUGUGAUCGAAGGCCAGCGUCCAGCAUGGCGGCCUCCAUAGGUUCUUCGCUUCACGCUUUCCUGGUGCUGCAGGGCUGGCUGCUGACGGUGCCCCUGAGCCUUGUGCUGAGUACGGGGGAUUCCCUGGAUGAUGACCUGCUGCUUCCCUAUCCCAGGACUCGGAUGCGCCUACCACGGGACUGCCAGCCCGUCCGAAACGGGACCCGUCCUCAUGAGAGCUGGCCACCGCCUGCCAGGGCUCGCCCCAUUCCGGGUCCCGUCAUCCAUCACUUUGUUUCCCACUUCCUGGAUACUAGGAACGGCGCUAACCGGGCAGUGUCUGGCCACCUGACUGUAGCUGGAUCGCCCUUGCAUAGCUUCUCAGUCCUAGAGCCCGGAGGACCCGGCGGUUGUGCUGCCAGGAGGCGGGUGACAGUGGAGGAGACCGCCAGGGCAGCUGGCUGCAUAGUGGCCCAAAACGGUGGCUUCUUCCGCGUGGACACAGGAGAAUGCCUAGGGAAUGUAGUGAGCAGCGGGUCUCAAGUGAGCAGCUCUGGGGGGCUACAGAACGCCCAGUUCGGGAUCCGCCAGGAUGGGACCCUGGUCACAGGGUACCUGUCUGAGGAGGAGGUGCUGGACACAAAGAAUCCAUUUGUACAGCUGGUGAGUGGGGUGGUGUGGCUGCUGAGAGAUGGACAUGUCUACAUUAAUGAAAGUGAAGAGACUGAAUGCGACAAGACACAGGAAACAGGCUCAUUUAGCAAGUUUGUGAAUGUGAUAUCAGCUCGGACAGCUCUGGGACAUGACAGAGAAGGCCGGCUGGUGCUGUUCCAUGCGGAUGGACAGACUGAACAACGAGGCAUUAACCUAUGGGAGAUGGCCGAGUUCCUAAAGAAGCAGGGAGUGGUGAAUGCGAUUAACCUGGAUGGUGGAGGUUCGGCCACAUUUGUUGUCAAUGGAACCCUGGCGAACUACCCAUCGGACCAUUGCAAGGAUGAUAGCAUGUGGCGCUGUCCCCGCCGUAUCUCUACAGUCGUGUGUGUGCAUGAGCCACGCUGCAAUCCACCGGACUGCAAUGGUCAUGGGACCUGUGUGCAGGGAAUCUGCCAUUGUACUGGGGACUUCUGGGGGGGAGAUGACUGCAGCAUACUGGACUGUGGCCCCUCCAACUGUAGCCUCCAUGGGCUCUGCACUGAGACUGGAUGCCUCUGUGAUGCUGGAUGGACAGGCAAUACCUGCAGUGAAGCAUGUGCCAACAGCAGCUUCGGGGUCAGUUGUGCUCAGAAGUGCCAAUGCCAGAACGGGGCUGCUUGUGACCCUAUUCAUGGAACCUGUACUUGCCUUCCUGGCUUCCAAGGAGAUACCUGUGCUGAGGUUUGUCCCUUAGGUUGGUAUGGCCCAAGUUGCCAGCAUGCUUGCACAUGUGAGAGCUCAUGCCCCUGUGACCCCAAGACUGGCAACUGCAACCUCACCUCCACUAUGCAGGACAUCCUUUCCCAAGUUGGCCAGUGUCUUGAAGCUUCCAUGGUACCUAAAAAGAAUGAAGAACACCCCUUCACAAAGAUGGCCUGGCUGUCUCUCACAUUGGCCCUGGCUCUCUUGCUGCUGCUCAGUGCUGCUGCUAAUGUGACUUUUGUCCUUGGCUCCAGAGCAUCCAGGAGGCGCCUGGAUGGAGAGUAUGCUUACCAUCCAUUGCAGGAAAUGAAUGGGGAGCUGCAUUCCUUAGAGAAGGAGCAACAAGGAGACCCCACCCUCUGCAUUAAGGACUCAGAACACUGAGAAGUGGCCAGUAUCUGCUCUGGAAAAAUUGAUUUGUGGAUUUUUCCAUUUCCUAAGACAGAAGAUGAGAACAAGAUGAGGAUUAUGUACCAGGGUUUCACUUCAAAGGCCAAUCCCAGCCCUGGCCCUGGCCCUCUCCUUGAUCAGAGGAGCUGGGAUACCUGUGCCUCAGUCUCCUAGCCUGCCUGCCUGCCCGCCCACCUACCCAUUACAUGUCAUGCUGCAUCACAGCCCCCAGCCAGAGCAAUAGUGCACUCCCAGAUAAAGCUCCCAGCUCUACCUCUCAGGGCAGGGCCUCUGGCCUCUUCCCCCUGCCUGUCUGUGUCUGCUUGUCCAGUGAGAUGCCUAUGUCCUCUGUGGGGAUGUAGCUGUGCCAAAGGGACUUCAGUUAUCCUGGGGAAAAGAGCAGCUGGAGAACCAUUCUCAUCAUGAUUGGAAUCAUGGUGAAACAAAAUAUAAUCCAUUGCCAAAGUCCUACCUAUGGAUAGAAAAGAGGCCUUUAAGGGCUAAUGAGAAACUUGCAAAUCUCAGCCUUCCUAUAAUUUAUUCAUUCCUGUGGGAAAAUUGAGGCCAUAUUAGGUCACUUUUAUGUAGACCACUUUUUUAUGCUAAUUUAAAGUUUUAACCCCCUGUGAUAGGUUGCUUUUUUGAAGACAAAGAGAAUGGGGAGAAUGAAAUUGGUAUUUUUACAUGACAAGCUAUUUUGUCCUUCUUUUCAUUGAUUAAUAUUUCUAUUACUUGAAUAAAUUGAGGGAUGAAAGGA